This is a messenger RNA of Xenopus laevis (African clawed frog), 5865 nucleotides long. It is a transcript of the gene tbc1d4.S, whose product is annotated as TBC1 domain family member 4 S homeolog. Gene Ontology annotation, biological process: cellular response to insulin stimulus. The record is from RefSeq and is a predicted model, not a curated record. Gene Ontology annotation, cellular component: cytoplasm. NCBI's taxonomy places the organism in Eukaryota, Metazoa, Chordata, Amphibia, Anura, Pipidae. The transcript has 20 exons. Bases 677 to 4498 code for a protein of 1273 amino acids.
GGUGGGACUGUGGUGAAUGGGCAGUUCUAUGUUUCCAAAUGGGAGGGGUGCGGAAAGCGUACUUUAAGUAGUUGUGCGUUUCUAAUCCAGGAUCCCCGCCCCCCUGCAGAAUUGAUCCUGUCCGUCACUGAAGUAGACCGGGAUUCCGCCGAAGGGAUCAGGUGACGCGUGUUGCUUUAUUUGGAGCUGCAGUUGUGAUUGGAGCAGCAAUGUUUGUGCAGUGAGUUUGCAGCGAGGGCGUGGACUUGGGGGUCUGUAUAGGUUGAGUGACACGCAGGAGGCUGGUGCUUCUUCUGGAUCUGUCAUGACGCGUUCUGGUUAGGGGCAGGGCAGGAGGAAACACAACGCAGACAGGACUGGGGGAAAGCGGAGCUGUGCUGGUAGGGAGAAUCGCCAUGUGUCUGUGGCAAGUUGUGCUUCCCCUCAGUGUUGCUACUGCUGCUGUCACACGCACCUUGUCUGAAAGCCACUUCUGUGCCUUUAUUGUGAACUAAAUGGAACCGCCUAAUUCAAGUGUCUCAGCCUGGGCUUGAAGGAGCUUCCAGUGCCAGCAGUGUAUUACUGAUCCCUACAAGCAGAGUCUCUUCCUGGGCACACGUUACAGGGGCUGCAAUUCACACACUUUUUAUAAUCAAGGGAAGACUUGCAAUUUCUUUUUAAAGGCAAAUAAGUAGUCAUGGAGCGAAAAAGUUCAGCAGCCCUGUGCCACCCUCUGUUGGAAGCAAACACUGUGCCAGCCAUGGCUCCCAAGGAGGAGAAAGGGUUUGGCCUGUGGUACAUUGGCUGGUCUUCCCUAGACCGUCGGACAACCUUGCCAAUGCUUCCUUGGCUUGUGGCUGAGAUCCGCAGAAGGGCAGAAAAGCAAGACCCUCCAGGAUGUGCUGCGCCUUGUAGAGAAGUCAAUCUCAUGCUGGUUACCCCUCACCUCCGCUGUGUGCCAGCGCUCAAUGGUGCCAAUACCAACAGUGCCGUCUUCAUCUUUGAGCACAAAGCACAGCAUAUAUCCCGCUUUAUCCACAAUAGCCGGGAUCCUUCUUAUUUUGCCUACCUGAUUAAGACUCAGCCUGACAACCCGGAAUCUGAAACGGCAUGCCAUGUUUUCAAGGCCAGUAGCCCAAGACAGGUUUCUGAUAUCAUCAGCAGCAUACGCCAAAUCUCUAAAGUCACUCUGAAAGAAGAUUCUAAGCCCUGCAGAGACAGUGAAGAUGCCUUUUAUAAUUCACAAAAGUAUGAAGUGUUAUACUGUGGGAAAGUAGUUAUUGCAAAUAAAAAGGCACCAUCUACCCUUGUGGAUGACUGCAUUGAGAAAUUCAGCCAACAUGAACGCCAGCGUCUAAAGUCACUGACCGAACAGCAGAGCUCAGAAUCCAGCACUGAUUUUUCUUUAGCUGAAAUUGAUGUCCCAGGUUCCCCUUCUGAUAUGUUUCUAGAGCAGGACUCUGAGAAUAAUAUCAUCCCUUCUUCUGGGCAUCAUUCAGGGAUUUUUACAGUCGGUAGUCAGAGCAAUCUGCUUGGUUCAAGAGUAACAUUUCCUGAGAGGAUUUUAGAAGAUUCUGGCUUUGAAGACCAGCAAGAGUUUAGAACUCGGUGCAGUAGUGUUACAAUUCAAAAAAGAGUCCAAGAUAAAAUACAGCCAAGAAGAAGGCAUGCAAGUGCACCAAGCCAUGUCCAACCCUCAGAUUCUGAGAAGAACAGAACAAUGCUUUUUCAGGUUGGCCGUUUUGAAAUCAAUCUCAUAAGCCCUGAUACUAAAACUGUGGAGCUUGAGAAGAAUUUCAAAGAUAUAUCAUCAUGUUCUCAGGGUAUUAAACACAUUGAUCAUUUUGGUUUGGUCUGCCGUGAAUGUGUGGAGCCUGGGAUAAAUCAGUACAUUUGUUAUGUUUUUCAAUGUGCAUCUGAAGCAUUGGUGGAGGAAGUCAUGCUAACUUUAAAACAGGCAUUCAGCACUGCGGCGGCCUUACAGAGUGCAAAGACCCAGAUCAAGCUAUGUGAAGCAUGUCCUAUGCAUGCCUUGCACAAACUCUGUGAACGUAUAGAAGGCCUUUACCCACCAAGGGCAAAGCUUGUAAUACAAAAGCAGCUAUCUUUGCUGACUGAUAAUGAACAAGCGGAUAUCUUUGAACGUGUUCAGAAAAUGAAAGCCACUGGUGACCAAGAAGAAAAUGAGCUUGUGAUUUUGCAUCUGAGGCAGCUAUGUGAGACAAAGCAAAAGACCCAUGUUCAUAUAGGAGACGUACAGCCGAAUCUUCCAUGCAACACAAUUCCAGAAAACACAGCUCAGAGUGGCAGAUUUAAACUAGAUAUUCUGAAGAACAAGGCCAAGAAAUCCUUGACCAGCUCUUUGGAAAAUAUCUUUUCAAGGGGAACAAAUAAAAUGAGAGGACGACUGGGCAGUAUGGACAGUUUCGAACGUUGUAACAGUUUUACUUCUGACAAGGACGGAUCCCCGGGGGACUCACCUCCUGCCACACCACCAUCUUCCCCUGUGUCAUCCUCCUUCCCGCCGUUUCCAGAGGAAGAUCCCGACUCACCUAAGCUUCGCAGAAGAGCUCACACUUUCAGCCAUCCCACAUCCAGUGGCAAGCGGAGGAUAACUUUUCCUGACAGUAAAUCACCGAGUGCCAGGUUCCCCCUCCAGAGGCAGAAUUCCUUAGCAAAUGAUGUGGGACAAAGCAGCCCAGUUCCUAUUGCCCGGCGAUUUCGCACUGAGAGUGAGUCCUCGUCCUCCAGUCUCCCCUCAUCCUUCUCUGCCCCUUCUUUCCUGAAAAAUUUUUACCAGAAUUCAGGGAGACUUGCCCCACAAUCUGAGAAUGACACCCUCAAGAGUGAAUGCGAAGGACGAAGGAGAACAUACUCUUCAUGUAGUAAUGACUCAAUAAAUGUUAGUGGGACCUGUCUCACACCACAUCGAAUAUCGUGGCGGCAGCGGAUUUUCCUCAAGGUAGCAUCCCCAAUGACCAACUCUCCAUCGGAUAUGCAGCAUAAAGGUCAGCUUGAUGUGAACGAUCUGCUGCCAUUAUCUCCUCUUCCACCCGCAAUGGAAGAGGACCCUCUAGCUUCUCUCCUUCAGGCAGAGGACCCAGUAGUAGAAACAGAUGGAAGGAGACGUUCUGAAGAUCUUCAGAAUCUGUGGAAGAAAGCAAUCCACCAGCAGAUACUGUUAUUACGAAUGGAAAAGGAAAAUCUGAAGCUUGAAGCAAGCAGAGAUGAACUGAAAUCCCGGAAAGUCAAACUGGAUUAUGAUGAAGUUGGAUCAUGCCAAAAAGAAGUCUCAAAUCUUUGGGAUAAGAAGUUGAACUGCAGAACAAAGAUUCGGUUUGACAUGGAAGAGAUUUUUGCCACUCUUAAAGAAGGUGUAACAAAAGGCAAACGUGGAGAGAUAUGGCAGUUCCUUUCUGUGCAGUAUCGGCUCAGACAUCGGCUCCCAAGUAAACAGCAACCAUCUGAUGUAUCAUAUAAUGAUCUUCUCAAACAACUUACAGCUCAGCAACAUGCUAUUCUUGUGGAUUUGGGAAGGACAUUCCCCACCCAUCCCUACUUCUCUGCCCAGCUGGGAGCAGGACAGUUAUCCCUAUAUAAUCUGCUCAAAGCAUACUCAUUAUUAGACAAAGAAGUUGGUUACUGCCAGGGAAUAAGCUUUGUGGCUGGUGUACUUCUUCUGCACAUGAGUGAACAGCAAGCUUUUGAAAUGCUGAAAUUCCUUAUGUAUGAUCUCGGCUUCCGCAAGCAGUACCGCCCAGAUAUGAUGUCACUACAGAUUCAGAUGUACCAGCUUUCCCGGCUUCUCCAUGACUAUCAACGAGAUCUUUAUAACCACUUUGAGGAGAAUGAAAUCGCCCCAAGCCUCUAUGCAGCCCCUUGGUUUCUCACACUUUUCGCCUCACAAUUUCCUUUAGGUUUUGUUGCCAGAGUUUUUGAUAUAAUUUUUUUACAAGGAACUGAAGUCAUCUUCAAAGUGGCACUUUGUCUGCUCAGUAAUAAUGAAGCACUUAUAAUGGCCCGGGACAGCUUUGAAAGUAUUGUGGAUUUCUUGAAGAGUACCAUACCAGAAAUGACAAAUGAAUCCAUGGAAAAACUUAUUACACAGGUAUUUGAGAUGGACAUUUCAAAGCAACUCCAUGCUUACGAGGUUGAGUACCAUGUCAUUAAUGAUGAGAUGCUCGAGGCUUCCCUUCCUUGUGAUGACAACGAAUCCUUCCACAAGAUGGAAAAAUCCAAUAAUCAGCUUAAGAGACAGAACAUGGAUUUACUGGAAAAACUUCAGGUAGCACAUACUAAAACUCAGAGCUUGGAAUCCAAUGUGGAAAAUAUUUUGUCCAGAGAGAAUAAACUGAGAAAUCUAGUCCGCUCGAUGGAAGAAGAAAGAGCAGCUUAUCAAAAUGUGUUUGAGCUCAUGAAAAAAUAUGUGCCGACUAACGUUCUGACAGACUGUGACGUUUUGUUGAAAAAUGCCUUGUGUAGUCCUAACAACAGGACCAAGCCAGGAAACAAGCAAUAAGCUCAGGCUGUUUGGGCUGGCAGCUAAUAUGUGUCUUACCAACUACAAGGUGCAAGAUAAAAUGUGCUUGGAAGGAGGCAAAUGCAUAAAGCUUGUAGUGCCUUGUGCUCUUACUAAGCGGUGGAGCUUGGGCUGCAGCAUUACAAUAAGACUGAAGUAAACACUAUUGUCAUGAUCGGCAGUAAGGAGGAGAAUGGCCGCUACUUUAAUAUGCAAAAUCCAUGUUUUCACAAAGAUCUUAUUGCACAUCAGGCCAAAAAGAUGAAUGAAAUUAGAUUUUUAUCCAGGAUAUGUAGCUAAAAAGUCACUGGAGUCCAUGUGUGAAAAACAUCUACUUUUUCAAGCAAUGUCAUCUUUGUAGAAAAAAAAAAAAAAAAAUAUAUAUAUAUAUAUAUAUAUAUAUAUAUACAUGUAUUCAAAAAUACUUGAAAAAAAACCAUGAAUGUAAUUAUCUAAAGAACAGCAUGUGUCACAUUGCUGGUAUGACAUUUGUAUACAUUGUUCAUGUGCCUGUCAUUGUAUCUAAUGUCAUUCUGCUGAUUUUGGGUUUUAACAUGAUCACUACACAGGGCUCAUUUACUAAAGUAGGUCUUAAGUUGCACAAGCACUGUUCCUUACAGCAACCAAUCAGCAAUUAGCUUUGCCAUUAACUGCUAGUUGCAAUGAAAGCAAAGAGCUUAUUGGUGCAAUUUAGCACUUGUGUUUAUUAAUCAGCCUUAUUGUUCCUUACAUAGGUAAAUGUGGGUAACAAAUAGAAACCCCCGAAGAAUAGAAAAGUGUAUUUGUCGCGUGAACAUGUGAAAAGAGAACCUACUUGACAUCACUGUGCCACACUGUAUAUAUGUCUUGUGUGUGUGUGUAUAUGUAUGUAUAUAUAUAUAUAUAUAUAUAUAUAUAUAUAUAUAUAUAUAUAUAUAUAUAUAUACACACAAACACAUAUAUGGCUUGUAAUUCUGUACCUGAUUUUCUUUUUUUGUCUGACUACCCAUAAUGCAUUGUUCAUUGUGGGCAUUAUGCUAGCAAAACCCCAAUUAAUAAAACAUGGAGGAUCAGUGAAAGGGGGGACUGGGUUAUUCAUGGUGUUGCCCAGCAGUAGAACAUACCAUAGUAUAUUGAUUGGCAGUCAGGACAUUAUCAAAAAAUAGGCUAAUCACAAGAAUGGAGGGAAAAGUUUUACACAAGGUUUGCUCAACAAUUCUUGCAAACAUUUGCUCCAUUUAUAUUUACAUUGCCUAUAUUUUGGAAUUUUACUGCAUUCCCCCAUAUGCCAUAGCCUUUCAUUUUGGCUUGAUGUCCCUGAAACCAUUUUCCUCCCAACAAUAUCAGCAGGGAAGUGACAUUCUGCCAACAAUGUAGUACAGGCAUGG